Angiostrongylus costaricensis is the source of this 2622-nucleotide messenger RNA. Lineage: Eukaryota; Metazoa; Nematoda; Chromadorea; Rhabditida; Metastrongylidae. The record is from the annotation of a GenBank genome assembly.
AUGUAUCAAAGUUCAAGCCAGUCGACUGGUCUGUCGAGUAGUCAAAAAACACGCAAACCCUAUUUCAUGCCUUAUAUGAGCUCGGACGCGGUAGCCAGAGGUUUAGCUACAGGUGAUCUGCUGAAGGUGAUUAAAGUGUUUUCUAAGAGUUUAGCGCAGUAUCUGAACUACCUCACUCCCUUCUACUUCAUUCAUGCGCAGCAACACAUGUGGACACUGGAGAAAUACCAGAUUCGUGAGAACCUCUACCAAGCAUGGCGAGCAGGUCAUUUGAACGUAUCGCGUGAAGAUAAUGGCCAACCAAUCACUAUUCCACCUGUGGCUGCUCCGAAAUGUGAUGACCUGGUUGAGAUAUCUAUUGGAGGUUUGACUGAUUCACUCAUUAGGAGGGCAAGUUUGAAUCAAACGGUGCCUCCUAGUAAAGAUAGAAAGUACGGCCGACAAGCAAUGGUGAUUAUUGGAGCCCAGCUCGAGAUCGCUCGUCGAGAGUGCAUGUUGGGCCAAGGGUCAGCUUUGCCUAUGCCUCAUCCUAGCCUUCCUUCUCUAGAUGUACAGAGGACCGUCGAUUCACUAUCGAUAGGACGUAUGGGUGACUUGACAACGUUGACGAACACACAAGUAGCAAGAAAAAUUGCUGGUAUAACUAAACGUGGCCAAAUCUCUGCACGUGGGAAGCGAUCUGUUUACAGAACACUCUCUGACAUGCCCGAUGAAGACUGGGGAGUGCCAGACGUGUGCCUUCAGAAAACUGCUGAGGUGAUGUAUAUCAUGGAAAUGAAAAACUGUCGAGCGACAAUGGGACAAUUGAAAAUGAUGACGGAUGGUAAUCUUAACUGGGCACUGUUUUCACCAACUGAUUCUCGUAUGCCACGUAUGUUGAUUCCUGCAGAACAGUUGCCAUCUGGAUUCUUCGAAAAGCCACAGUCUGAAACUGAAGGUCUCUUGUUCGCGAACAAUAUCGACACACGCGAAUUUUCUGUUCCAGUCAUGAAUUGUCUACCUAUAAUUGAGUCUAAACAGUGGACAAUAGAUGAGAAGGAGUUCAAAUAUCGACGCGAUUUACGUCAUACCGUCACGUUCACCAUUAGUGCUAAGAAUGCUCACGAAUUAGAGGACGCAUUGUCUAUUGAUGAAAUAAACAGUUGCGACGGUAAAGGAACACCUGGAUUUGAAAUCGGAGUUCAUGUGGCUGAUGUGUCCCAUUUUGUUUUCGAAAAUACCGAACUGGAUACAUGGGCAGCAAAUAGAGCUUGUACUGUCAAUCUUGUUCACAAGUCCAUCCCUAUGUUACCGCGUGUUCUUACUGAGGAUGUCUGCAGUUUUAUACCAGGUAAAGAUCGGCUAGCCUUUUCUGUUAUGUGGAAGAUGGACAAGGAUGGCUCUGUAGUCGAUGAGUGGUUCGGACGUACAAUCAUUCGGUCUCGCAUUCAGCUAGAUUACAGUCAUGUCCAGGGAUUUAUCGAGGAACCUGAGAAAAUACUUGUGGAAGAAGAUUAUCCUGAAAUCCAUGGCGAUGUUUCACUUCCUGAAAUUCGAAGAAAGGUGAUGCAGUUACAUAUGCUCGCCCGUCGUUUGCGUUCUACACGUGUGAAGAAUGGAGCACUGCGCAUCGAACAACCGAGGUUGGUGUUUACUCUGAAUGCGGAGACAAAGAUGCCGAUUUCGGUGAAAGCAGAGGAGCUACAAGAGUCGCAUAAAUUGGUGAAAGAGUUCAUGCUAUUGGCAAAUGUUUGCGUGGCAACGAAGAUAGAAUCGCAUUUCCCGCGUACUGCAUUUCUUCGGAGGCACUCGGCGCCUAAGCAGAAAUUCCUUCGGGAAGUUCUGGAGCUGUGCGAGAAAAUCGGUUUUCCUCUGGAUGCCGAGUCAUCUGCUCGCCUAGCGUCUUCGCUGAGUAAGUUCCAGGGUGGAAAUUCGCUUCUACAGUCAAUAAACCAGGUACUUUCGAUGCUAUUAGCCAAGCCGAUGCAAAUGGGAUACUACAUGUGCGCUGGAUCUGCAAAAAAACGCGGCGAGUACCACCACUAUGCACUGAAUGUACCGUUAUAUACGCAUUUCACGUCCCCAUUGCGGCGUUAUGCUGACAUAAUAGUUCAUCGACAACUUGCUGCAGCACUCGGCUACUGUCCACCAACGGAAAAAACUGUUGCUGAUUUAGAAAAGCUGGCUCAACACUGCAAUGAUAAAAAAUUGGCAGCAAGAGCAGUUAGCAGUUCGAGUGACGACACGUUCUUUGGUCUGUUCGUUAAGCAGAAUAGCCCGAUUGAAGCACGUGGAGUUGUGGUCCAUGUAAUGGACGCUUCGUUUGACGUUCUCGUGUUGAAAUACGGAAUUGUGAAGAGAGUCUACAUAAAUGUCGGUAUUCUUCUAGACCGUUUGGACAUGGCAAGAGAUCCGAUAUUCAUCGACGGUCCACCUGCUCAGCUUACAUUGUUCUGGAAUCCUCCAAUGUCAACCGUACAAGAGAGAAACAAUGCAGUUAUCGAGCAGACCAUUCAGAUGUGCACUGUGGUUGACGUCAUCUUAACCGCACUGUCAGAACCGACAAAGUAUCAAGCACUAAUUCGUAUGGCCACAAAUUGGGAUACGCACACGUUGCUGGAAUUGAUGGAAAACAAGUGCUAA